GAAAUAUAAAGAAGCUGCUCACAGGUGUUAGCUGAGGACACGCUGUGGUUUGAAUGUUUGAAUGAACCUGGAUCAAUGAAGAGGACUUGUAUGUUUCUGUGUUUCCACAGACCACACUCCAGCACAGUAGCUGGCGGUAAGCGGCUUACACGUGAGGUGCCAGCCACCAUUAACGAGAAGAAGAAGAAGCUCUUCUCCGUCUUCUUCUUGUGACAUCACAGCGUGUCCUCGGCUAACAGCUGUUAGCAGAGCUUCAGUAUGAGCACAGAGAAGAGAUACAGAGGAGGAAAACACAGAGAAGAAGAGAAGGAUGAAGAUGACGAGGACUUCUUCGACUGUAAGGAAACGCUGGUGCCUCCAGACCUGAGAAAGAAGGAGGAGGAGACCCAACCAGAGUCAGAAAUCCAUCCUGAAAGAACUGAGAGACUGAUUGAAACAAGAGGCAAUGCAGAGAGUGAGACAGAAGGAGGACAUCAGGAGGAGCAGGACGACAGGCUGCAGGACGACAGGCUGCAGGAUUUGGACUCAGAGAUGAUGCAGGGGAAGAGUCGGGAUGUUGAGUUUGAUGAUGAAUAUCUGAGCGAGGUGGAGAAAGAGCUGACAGAUGAGGAGAGAGAGAGUCGACGACAACAGAGUUUAAUUCUGAAGGAAAAAGGAAACAUCCAGUUUAAAGUCAGAGAUUACACAGCGGCAGACGUCACGUACACCGAGGCUCUGGUUCUGUGUCCCGUGUGUUUCCCUGGAGAAAGAUCUGUACUGUUCUCCAACAGAGCUGCAGCCAGACUUCACCUGGAUCUGAAGGAGCAGGCGAUCUCAGACUGCACCAGAGCGAUAGAGAUGAAUCCAGACUAUGUGCGGGCGUUGCUGAGGAGGGCGGAGCUAUAUGAACAGACAGAGAAGCUGGAUGAGGCACUAGACGACUACAAGAAGGUUCUGGAGCGAGACCCGACCCAGACCAGUGCCAGACAGGCCUGCAUGAGAUUACCUCAGCAGAUUCAGGAGAAAAAUGAGAAGUUGAAAGAGGAGAUGCUCGGUAAACUGAAGGAUGUUGGGAACAUGAUCUUGAGGCCGUUCGGACUUUCAACCAACAACUUCCAGGUGAACCAGGAUCAGUCGGGAUCCUACUCCAUCAACUUCGUCCAGAACACCCACAGGUGAUGUCAUCAUGAAGUCACCGCUCUGUUUUUCACCCCAAUAAAGUUGAAUUGAUCAGUU
Molecule: messenger RNA, 1215 nt
Organism: Platichthys flesus (European flounder)
Lineage: Eukaryota; Metazoa; Chordata; Actinopteri; Pleuronectiformes; Pleuronectidae
Gene: ttc1
Product: tetratricopeptide repeat domain 1
Exons: 8
Coding region: 259-1158 (299 amino acids)
Molecular function (GO): protein binding
Source: RefSeq, a predicted model, not a curated record